Messenger RNA from Archocentrus centrarchus (flier cichlid), 5640 nucleotides. RefSeq names its product phospholipase D1a (gene pld1a). Bases 187 to 3351 code for a protein of 1054 amino acids. Gene Ontology annotation, cellular component: intracellular membrane-bounded organelle; plasma membrane region. The transcript is spliced from 26 exons. Gene Ontology annotation, biological process: regulation of microvillus assembly; phosphatidic acid biosynthetic process; phospholipid catabolic process. Lineage: Eukaryota; Metazoa; Chordata; Actinopteri; Cichliformes; Cichlidae. The record is from RefSeq and is a predicted model, not a curated record. Gene Ontology annotation, molecular function: D-type glycerophospholipase activity; phosphatidylinositol binding.
GAGUUGCAGACUAUAAGGAGCUCUCUACUGCUGCUGUGCAAUUCUUUGUCUGCUUAGGAAGCUUAGGUGCCUUAGUUUUGCCCAUCAUUCAGUAAAGCCAGGUGGAUUGAUCAGACUCGGCAACAUGUGGGCAGCAUGUCCACAGAAAGAGCAGGUGUGCCCUGCUCGAGGGUCUGACUGCUAAGCAUGAGGAAUAAGGCUCAGCCAACUACCAGUAACCUCAACCUGGUGAACUUUGUAGAUCCUGACAGCACAGCAGCUCCAGACACACACGACGGUAUCACAAUGGAGGAUCUUAUGGAAAGCCUGGAUACGCGAGAGUUGGACUUAGGCGAGGGAGAGGAGAUGGACUAUGAUGGAAACUACAUAGGGGACUGUCGUAUCCCAUUUUCAGCAGUGUAUGCCACAGUGGGCUUUAAGGAAGCCAAUGCUAAAGUGUACCUCCCCACUGUGCCCAUUACUGCUCGGAUCCUGGAGGUGGAGAGGUUCACCACCGCACAGGACCGCUUCAAUGCGUCACACCAAAGGAGUGUCAACAAGUCUCUGCCAGCAGUUUUUAAGAUUGAACUGAAACAUGGCGAAUUUACCUGGAUGGUUAAGAGGAAGGAGAAACAUUUCAUGGAGCUGCACAGAGAGCUGAGGACAUACAAAACUUUUAUGAGGAUACCACUGCCGUCUCGCAGCCACACAGUGAGGAGAAAGACAGUGAGGAAGAGUGAAGUGAGGGAGAUGCCCUCCCUGCCAAGGGGAGGAGGAGAGGAGCUAGUGCGAGAUGAGCAGGUCUCCAGCAGGAAGAGGCAAUUAGAAGACUAUUUGAACAAGCUGCUGAGGAUGGCCAUGUACCGAAAAUAUCACCAUACUAUGGAGUUCAUUGACGUCAGCCAGCUGUCUUUCAUUCAUGACUUGGGGCCCAAAGGACUGGAAGGGAUGAUUUAUAAGCGCUCAGGCGGACAUCGUAUCCCUGGAAUGAAUUGCUGUGGUCAGAGCCAGGCCUGCUAUCGCUGGUCCAAACGCUGGCUUGUGGUGAAAGACUCGUGCUUGCUGUACAUGAAGCCAGACACGGGAGCCAUCUCCUUCGUCUUGCUGGUGGAUAAAGAGUUCACCAUCAAGAUGGACUCCAAAGACACAGAGACCAAACACGGAGUCCGGAUUGAUAGCCUUUCCAGGACACUUGUGUUUAAGUGCAGCAGCUACAGACACGCACGCUGGUGGGGUCAGAGCAUUGAGAGCUUUGUGAGAAAGCAUGGGAGGGCAUUCCUUCGAGAUCACCGUUUUGGAUCGUUUGCACAAGAACAGGAAAACAUCCCUGCCAAAUGGUAUGUGAAUGGAAAGACUUACAUGGAGGACGUGGCUGACGCUUUGGAGGAGGCUAAAGAGGAAAUCUUCAUCACCGACUGGUGGCUGAGUCCAGAGAUCUUCCUUAAAAGACCUGUUGUUGAAGGCAACAGGUGGAGGCUGGACUGCAUCCUCAAGCGCAAAGCACAACAAGGAGUGCGCAUCUUUGUAAUGUUGUAUAAAGAGGUGGAGCUUGCCCUGGGCAUCAACUCAGGCUACAGCAAAAGGACCCUUAUGCAUCUGCACCCCAACAUCAAGGUGAUGCGUCAUCCGGAUCAUGUUUCCUCCUCUGUCUAUCUGUGGGCGCAUCAUGAGAAGAUCAUAGUUAUUGAUCAAUCAGUUGCCUUUGUGGGCGGGAUUGACCUGGCGUAUGGGCGUUGGGAUGACAGAGAGCAUCGGCUGACGGAUGUGGGAAGUGUGACACGCACUGUGGCUGUAGAGCAGGCCAGCUCCACUAACAUUCCAUCGAGUAGGGGCGUGUCCUCUGUUGAUGGUGUCUCUCAGAGCAAUGGACGAGGGACACCACCCAGUGAUCCAGUAGAUUUACCUAAGCUGAAGGGAAUCGGUCGCAACAGGAUGGCUCGCUUCAGUCUAUACAGACUGAAGCACAAACACACUCUGCAGCACGUGGACAGCGUCAGCAGUGUCGACAGCGCAGGGAGUGGUUCAGUACGAAGCCUGAAAACAGGUGUUGGAGAGUUACAAGGAAACACUCGCUUCUGGCAUGGAAAGGACUACUGCAACUUUGUGUACAGGGACUGGAUCCAACUGGACAAACCUUUUGAUGACUUCAUCGAUAGGUACACCACACCCAGAAUGCCUUGGCAUGACAUUGCCUCAGUGGUUCAUGGUAGAGCCGCCCGGGAUGUGGCGAGACACUUUAUUCAGCGUUGGAACUUCACUAAGAUCAUGAAGCCAAAGUAUCGCUCCCUGUCUUAUCCAUUCCUGCUGCCUAAGUCUCACUCCGCUGCCAGUGAGCUCAAAUACCAAGUCCCCGAAUGUGUUAAUGCCAAAGUGCAGGUGUUGCGGUCAGCUGCAGACUGGUCAGCAGGCAUAAAAUACCAUGAGGAGUCCAUCCAUAAUGCCUACAUCCAGGUCAUCGCCAAGAGCAAGCACUACAUCUACAUCGAGAAUCAGUUUUUCAUUAGUUGUGCCGACAACAGGACAGUCCACAACAAGAUUGGAGAUGCCAUCAUUGAAAGGAUCAUCAGGGCACACAAAGAGUCUAAGAAAUACCGUGUGUACGUGGUCACCCCUCUGCUUCCUGGCUUCGAGGGAGACAUCACCACUGGUGGAGGGAAUGCCAUCCAGGCUGUCAUGCACUUUAACUACAGAACUAUGAUAAGAGGAGAAUACUCCAUCAUCUCCCAGCUAAAGAAGGAGAUGGGCGACCAGUGGAUGAACUACAUUUCCUUUGCGGGACUUCGGACUCAUGCUGAGCUAGAGGGACGCCUCGUCACAGAACUCAUCUACGUCCACAGCAAGAUGCUCAUCGCUGACGACAAUACAGUCAUCAUUGGUUCUGCAAACAUCAAUGACAGAAGUAUGCUGGGCAAACGCGACAGUGAGGUGGCAGUGAUUGUUGAAGACUCUGAAAAGGUUGCCUCAGUCAUGGAUGGUCAGGAGUAUGAAGCUGGGCCUUACGCACUUGAACUGCGCCUCGAAUGUUUCAGGACUAUCCUUGGAGGCCACACUGACACAAGUAUUGACCUGUCUGACCCCAUCAGUGAUCGUUUCUACAAGGAGGUGUGGAUGACAACAGCUGGUCGAAAUGCUACCAUAUAUGAGAAGGUAUUUCAGUGCCUUCCUUCUUCCCUGGUGCGAAAUAUGUCAGAGUUGGAGCAGUUCCAGUCCAGGCCAGGUUUGGCCCAAACAGAGCUGGCCCGAGCUCAGGAGGAGCUGCGCAAAAUCCGUGGCUUCCUAGUCCAAUUUCCUCUGGAUUUCCUGUCUGAGCAUAAUCUCAUGCCCUCCGUUGGAACGAAGGAGGCUAUGGUUCCAACUGAGAUCUGGACAUGAAGGGUGUCAGCCCAUCACCUACAGACAUGAAAUGGACUGUUCCUUGAGUAGACCUCUUGUGGGAAGUCUCUGGGUUAUGUUUGUCACAGUUUAAUGAUGAAAAAUAUUUAAAACUGGAGUUGCAAAAGCUCACUUUUGAAUAAUAUAUUUCAGAGAUGAGAGUCAGAUUUACCAAUCUCUCCUUGCUUGAACCGACUGCUGAGCAUUGACAAAUCUAUCAAAUCUAUUGCUACUGGAAAACACUAGCCAGUAGUUAUAGCUUGUUAGGUUUAGCACUAAGUUUUUGGAUAUGUUAUGCGAAGAACACAGAGGCAUCUUUUAUUGCAUUGUAACUGCAUUCAAUAUGUGGAGUUGAAAGAAAGACAACAUGAAGGCUGGGUUUUGGGAAUCAGUUUAACUUAAAUUCUAGAUUCUUAGACCUUUGAACUGUAGAAGAGGCUCAUAAGAUGACGAAAACUUCUAUGGGACCAUGAUGAUGAAGUAGAAAACUUUUUUAUGACACUAACAGAUAUUUAGCUCUGUUUAGGGAUCACAAAAUUUACGCAUUAGAGAUGGUAACACAUGUGAUUUACUGAGUUUGUGAUGUGUGCCCGUAACAUGCAUUAGUGCCAUGUAUGCUGUUUAUGAGCUCAUGGAAGAGUUAAGUCUGUUAAGUAUGUGCUGCUUUUGAUAAAUUAUUUGAAUCUACAAGCAUGUAAUCUCAGAUGUGUUUUCCAGAUUUUCUUUGUACAAGAAAUUGAAACUAUGCUUGCUCUUUACUUGUUGGAACCUGCACAGAGACAAUUUUACACUUUCAAGAGCAGUGCACAAUUUACCAACUAUGCUCAAAUCUUGUUAAAAUGAUUGCCAUGAUGCAUGCACCAAUCGCACCUCUUAAAAAAAAAAAAACAAAAAAAAAAAACCUCUACAUAGACCUUAUAUUUCUUGUGUUUUGUGACACACAUUUUAAAAAUGAGAUCUGAACAUUCUGCACAGCUGCAAUCAAAAUGAGCUAUGUUAAGCUAACCCAGGUGCAACACCUACUUAAAAAAAUUAUUAUUAUUAAAAUUAUUAUGAAAGAGGAGAUCAGUUAAAUGGCUAAAUGGUUGUCCCAUUGGCUGGAUAAGACAAUCAGAAAGACAUUUCCUCUUUGUUCAGCAGAUGGUGCUAUCUUCCUAAAAAUGCAGUCUGUAUACAGAAGCCAGUUGUAAAGUUAGAGAAAAGAUCUUUAAGAUCUUUUUGUUGGGUUAAAAUGGAUUUUGAACAUUGUAACAAAAAACAUACAGUAAAACAACAACAACAAUUUCCAUUAAGCAUGAAGCUAAAGCUGGUUGUAAAGCUUUCAUAUGAAGGCAGUCUUUGAAACUGCUUGUUUCCACUUUCUGGGUAGUCCUCGCUGUUUUCCUGAGUGAGAUUCUUUUUUUUAAUCCAGAUUGAAAACAGCAUUUCAAGCACUUUUUUUUUUUUUUUUUUGGUAAUGCAUCAGCCCAGAGUAAAAAUGAGCUUUUAUUGAGAUACUUGUGAAAUGUGGUCCAGAAGCAGUUGAUAUCUUUUGUAAAUGUGAAAGUAUGGACUCGUGUUACCUGAUUUGUUUUAAGUUUUAAUUUUUGCCACGCUGUCUUAUUUGAACACCAAAGUCCCCUAAAUGUGAAGUUGAAGAACCACUUCUUUUUAAAUAAGUCAUGCCCAUUUAUUGUGACGAACUCAUAAAAUGUUACAGCAAAUUACUGGGUUAACAUUUUCACAGUUGUUAUGAAACGUUAAAGGGUAACGUUUGAGUAAUCAGAAGGAGUUUUGCAAACUUGUUUCACCUGGUAUGGAUCUCCAGUUUUAUUACAUAACGGCAAUAAAACCUUUGCCUUCAUAACCGCCGUGGGAAUCACUGCUAUUUGUGUAACAGAAGCAGAACAUGUUGGUUAGAAUUUCUUGAAUGGGACCAGGAAAUUGGCUGAUUUAAAAAGUGAUACUAUUUGAAAAUAAGGCUACCUUUGUUAGUACAAUGAGAAAAAAGCAAAACAAAAAAACACUUUUACAUUUAAAACUGUUUUGAUUUUGACAAUAUUGUCUGUUAUGUUUAUUAUUUAUGGAAUUUAAAGAAUUUAACAUUCUUUAAAUAUUUAUUUUUUAGAUGUAUGUCAUGUCCAUAUGGAUGAUUUUAGAUUUGUAAUUAGCCUUUUACUUUUUCAUACCCACCUUGAACUUGUCCUGUAAACUCUCUGAACCUUGGUCCUUCAUUCAGUUUAUGUACAAUACUUUUUUUGUACAGUUAAAAGAUUUGUGAUAUCUAUUUGUUCAUUUAAAACAAUGUAA